Molecule: messenger RNA, 1760 nt
Organism: Micropterus salmoides (largemouth bass)
Lineage: Eukaryota; Metazoa; Chordata; Actinopteri; Centrarchiformes; Centrarchidae
Product: phospholipid transfer protein-like
Exons: 15
Coding region: 147-1565 (472 amino acids)
Biological process (GO): phospholipid transport; high-density lipoprotein particle remodeling; ceramide transport
Molecular function (GO): phosphatidylcholine binding; phosphatidylglycerol binding; ceramide transfer activity
Source: RefSeq, a predicted model, not a curated record
AGCCAACCCACAGACACGGUGUCCAUAUUUAGUCACUGCUGAGUCACCAGCUUCAUGGUUUGCAUGAAGAAACGUGAGUAUAAGAAGUGGUGGUUUGUAGAAGCUGCUGCAGACAUCAGACUCACAGACACAGUUUUUACUUCAGGAUGACUUCCUGUGUGGUGUCCCUCUUCUUCUUGGCCUUCCUGUGUUCCUCCAUCAAUGCCGUCGAUCCCACCGGCCUCAAACUGAGAAUCACCAACAGAGCGCUGAAUAUUUUGAGAGACAUUGGCCUGGAGUUUCUACAGACGCUGGUUAACAGACCUUUUGACUUCACACCCCUGGAUGCUCGCUUGAAGUGCACCAUUAGAAGGUUGACGCUGACACGUCUAAAUCCAGAUCAGGUUGAUCUCAGUUUCCAACAAGGUUCAGGUCUCCAGUUUGAGAUCAAGAACCUGAACUUCGCUGGAGACCUUGAGCGGGAAGUCAGGCUGUGUUUGUGGAGAGAAUUUAAUGUUGAUGAAGGAAGUACGGCGUUCGGAGGAGCAGGCGUGAGCGCCACCAUAGGAGUGAAACUGAGCCGAAACCGGCAAGGACGUCUGAGCAUCGAGAUACCAAACUGUGUCUUCAGAGCUGAUGUCAUCCUCACACAGUCCACCGGCUGGAUCGGGCGUCUGGUGGACAUACUCAGACCAGUUCUCCAGCACUUUUUCAACACCCAGCUCUGUCCUGCUGUUCAGAGUCACGCUGUUCCUCGAGUUAACUCCAUGUUGGAGAGCAUCUCCAUGGCGAUGACACUGUACGAAGGCCUCGGCAUCAACAUCGACUACUCUCUGAGCGGAGACGUCACAGUGGCCUCCACAUUCCUCGAUGUGCCUUUCAAAGGCUUAGUGUUCAGGCAGGGCGAGACUGUUGAUGCUGGUUCAAUAAGAAGAGGUGCAGAUCCAGUUUUCAGAGAAAGUGACCGGAUGGCUUACGUGGGCGUCUCUGAGUUCCUCAUCAACAGUGCCAUCAUGUCGGUUUACAGCACAGGAGUCAUGGCGCAGGCUCAAACGGUGACUGGUGGAGCUGCAAGGACUCUGAGAGCUCUGCAGUUGUUUAGGCAACCAUCCCGAAUGAACAAUCCCCUCUCUGCUGAACUGGAAGUCACAGAGGCGCCGAGCAUGAGCAUCAGCAGGAAUGCCGGAAUGACGGUCACUGCCAGAGCCAGAGUCCGAGUGUUCGCAGUGCCGGCUAGGAGGGAACAGGAGCAGCUCCUCUCGGUGUCGGCGAGGUGUACGGUUCAGAUGACGGUCGCUAUCCAUGGAAACUUCCUGACUCUCCCUUCAGGCAACGUCGACUGUAGAAUCAUCACCAAAAAUUCGAUCAGAGACGCUCUGGUGAAACCUUUGAAUGGACUGAUGUCGACAAAGCUCAGGGACUUCCUGCGUGACUGCUUUGAUAAAGGAGUACUGAUCCCUCUGCCUGAAGGAAUGGGCUUCACUCAGGGACAGAUCGACUACCAGGAUGGCUUCAUGGUGGUCGGGGGGGACCUGACCUUAACCCCAGAUGUGAGGAAGAAGAUGGUGCAGGAUUUCGGCCGAUGAGAAGGAUCUUCGGACCCUGCUUCAGAACCUGGACUACAAUGAUCCACAUCACAGCAGCUCUGAGGAUCCUGUUUGCUCCACUUCCUGUCUCUCACUGCGUCACUGAGUUCAGACUUUAGUGAUACUAAAAGUACUAGUUAAAGUACUAGUACAUGUUCUGCUUGUUACUCUGAUAAAUAAACGGCUUCAGCAUCA